GGUCUCGAACUCCCAACGAUCCUCCCGAGUGCCGGGAUUACAGGCGUGCGCCACCACACCCGGCCACUUAAGUAGUUGUAAAACGGUCCAAAAACGAGAGCCUAAUUGGAAUCAGAGGGACAGUAGGAAAGGAGACAAUGAAGGUAAAGCAUGACACCAAGAAAAAAAAUGGAUAGUGUUUUAGAGUUAGGAGAGACCUUUGGAAUAAUCGACUCCAUCACUAUCUUGGUGCAAACUGGAAAGUAACAGAAGAGCAAAAUAUUGAACCCGCUCUCAGAAUGUCUACGAAGUUACACUAAAAAAAGUAGUAGUUUUUUUUAGUAGUAGUACAAAGUAGAUUGUUUAUCUACUUUGGGUUCCCCUGAGGAUGUGGAAGGUGCGCCCUCAAAUCUACUUUCUAUUGAAUGAAUUAAACUUUCAAUCUAUAAAAUCUGAAUUCUAAUUGUUUCACCACAGGUGUGACCGAUCCACGCUCCCCCCUACCCUGUAAUGCGUCACUUUGCAUUCUUUUAUCAAGUACGUCCACUAAAAUACCACCGCACCCUCCUCAUAAGUUCGAAUUCUGCUGAUUUCAGCAGUUCGCGCGCACGAAGUUUUCCCACUCUACGGCGCUGUCGAGCGUUUCACGACAGUGCCCACCGCGGUCGCGCGGGGCAGGCAGGAGUAGGUCCGGGACUGCGAGGCGCGUGGGAGCCUGAGUGGCGCUGUCAAGAUGGACGGCUCGAGGGCGAGGUUCGCCUGAGACGGCCUCCUCUCUUCUUCCCCUAUACACAGAGCUGCGGAGGCACCGGGCGCAGGCACAGCAGCCGGAGCGCGCGUCCCUCUCCGUUUCCCCGACCUCUGCCUUGAACGCUCAGCUGACAACUCCACCUCAUACGGAAGGCGGAAGGCCGCUGUCGGGCGCAACCUGGCGCCAUGGCUAGGUCGAUCCCAGGCACGCCCGGCCAGGGGCCAGGGAGAACCCCAAGCGCGCCUCGGUUUCCGGGUGCAAAUAGGAAGCUCCUCGGGAAACCCCACACGCCUCCCUCUGAGCAAAGGCUCAGAGAGCGUCUCUGUUUCCAAGGAAACAGCCCGGUGUCGUGACGUCACUUCCGCCGGCCUGUCUGGACUCCAGACUGUUGGGAGGAAAAAAGGAAAACGGAGCAACAGCCACGACAGUGGACGCGAGCGUCUCCUCUGUGCGCAUGCGCCCGCUGAGCGGCCUGCUUCUAUUUAUGUGGGGGAUCCAACAUGGCGGCCGCGGCGACCCUGACGAUGGCGGUGGAGCCCAUCAGAACAUAGUAGCGGGGAAGGAGACACGGUCGGCACUCACGGUGGCGUCGGCGGAGACGGCUGAGGACGGUGGAGGGCAGAAAAGCGACGGAGUGCAAAAGGAAGGGCGGGCAGGCACGCGGCGUGGCGUAGAAGAGACCGCCGGCUCGAGCGCUAGCCGAGGGCCAGAACAGUGGGGAUGGCGGAGCCGCGCCGAGUAGCGUUCAUUAGCCUGUCACCGGUGAGGCGGCGCGAGGGCGACUUCGCGGGCGCCGAGCGCGAGCCCGAGUACCCCCGCGAUCCCCCCCGGCUGGAGCCGCAGCCGUACCGCG
Chinchilla lanigera (long-tailed chinchilla) is the source of this 1583-nucleotide messenger RNA. RefSeq names its product ubinuclein-2-like. The record is from RefSeq and is a predicted model, not a curated record. Lineage: Eukaryota; Metazoa; Chordata; Mammalia; Rodentia; Chinchillidae.